Gadus morhua (Atlantic cod) is the source of this 3277-nucleotide messenger RNA. RefSeq names its product large neutral amino acids transporter small subunit 1. Gene Ontology annotation, biological process: neutral amino acid transport; amino acid transmembrane transport. Bases 73 to 1749 code for a protein of 558 amino acids. Gene Ontology annotation, molecular function: neutral L-amino acid transmembrane transporter activity; L-amino acid transmembrane transporter activity. NCBI's taxonomy places the organism in Eukaryota, Metazoa, Chordata, Actinopteri, Gadiformes, Gadidae. Gene Ontology annotation, cellular component: membrane. The transcript has 11 exons. The record is from RefSeq and is a predicted model, not a curated record.
CUUACCGAGACGUGUGUCAGAAGCGCGUGUGUGCCUCGCCGCAGCAGCCAGCAGAGGAAAUUGGCUGGUUGAAUGAUGAGGAAGGUAGUAAAAGCAAGAGAGAGAGAGAGAGAGAGGGGAGAGGGAAACAGACGAGGAACAGGACAAAGGAUGGCUGAGCCGGAGCUUAAAUCACGCGGCAGCCGCGACAGCGUUACCAAGGCGGUGAGCCAGGAGAAGAUGGGGGCCGAGGAGCCCCCUGGAGAGACGGGCCCCCCGUCCCCGUCGGACCCCAUGGUCCCGAGCCCCACCGCCGCCAACGGCGCCGCGGCCAGCGCCCCGGCGGCGGCGGCGGCGGCGGGGAAGAUCGAGCUGAGGCGAAGCAUCACCCUCGGCAACGGCAUCGGCAUGAUCAUCGGCACCAUCAUCGGCUCGGGCAUCUUCAUCACGCCCACGGGCGUGGUGAAGGAGGUGGGCUCGUCGGGCCUGUCGCUCAUCGUCUGGUCCGUCUGCGGCGUCAUCUCCACCAUCGGCGCGCUGUGCUACGCCGAGCUGGGCACCACCAUCACCAAGUCGGGCGGCGACUACACCUACAUCCUGGAGGUGUACGGCGAGCUGGCAGCCUUCCUCAAGCUGUGGGUGGAGAUGCUGAUCAUCCGGCCGUCGUCGCAGUACGUGGUGUCGCUGGUGUUCGCCACCUACCUGCUGAAGCCGCUCUACCCCAGCUGCCCCGUGCCCGACUCGGCCGCCAAGCUCCUGGCCUGCAUGUGUCUCACCACUCUGACGUUCGUCAACUGUCUCAGCGUGAAGGCGGCCACCAAGGUCCAGGACCUGUUCACCGUCUCCAAGCUGCUCGCCCUUGGCAUCAUCAUCAUCUUCGGCUUCAUCAAGAUUGGCACAGGGGACGUUCCCUACCUGACUCCGGAGUUCGCCUUCGAGGGCAGCAAGAUGGGCGUGGACAACAUCGUGCUGGCCCUCUACAGCGGUCUGUUCGCGUUCGGCGGCUGGAAUUACCUGAACUACGUGACCGAGGAGAUGAUCAACCCAGAGAGGAACCUCCCCCUGUCCAUCAUCAUCUCCAUGCCCAUCGUGACGGUGGUGUACGUGCUGACCAACAUGGCGUACUUCACCACCAUCUCGCCCAGUGAGAUGGUCCAGUCCGAGGCCGUGGCCGUGACCUUUGGGGAGUACCACCUGGGGGUGAUGGCCUGGCUCAUCCCCGUGUUCGUGGGGCUCUCCUGUUUCGGCGCCGUCAACGGGUCCCUGUUCACAUCCGCACGGCUGUUCUACGCCGGAGCUCGGGCGGGACAGCUUCCUGCCGCUCUGGGAUUGGUCCACACUGAGAAGUUCACCCCGGUUCCUUCCCUCGUCUUCACUUGUUUGCUGUCCAUGAUGUACGCCAUCUCCCAGGACAUCUUCACCGUCAUCAACCUCUUCAGCUUCUUCACCUGGCUGUGCGUUGGCAUGGCGAUCGGCGGGCUGAUCUGGCUACGCUUCACCAAGCCGGAGCUCAGACGACCCAUCAAGUUGUUUAUAGGCAUCCCCAUCUUGUUCGUCCUGAGCUGUGUCUUCAUGAUCGUGGUGUCCUUCUGGGCCGCGCCGUACGAGUGUCUGAUUGGCUGCUGCAUCAUCAUGACGGGCAUCCCCGCCUACCUACUGGGCUACAAGUGCAAGAAACCGCUGUCCAUCAAGAGGGUGCUGGACAUCUUCACUACCUUCUGUCAGAAGAUCUUCAUGUCGGUUCCUGAGGAGAGGGAAGCUUCCGACUGAAGGCCACGUUCUUCCUGGGACGGCUUCUGUGUGUUCCUUCCUUUGUGUGUCACCGUUGUCUUGACGUUCCAGAGUUUACAUCGACCCCUCCCGGCCACUGCUAUCGCUGUUUUCUAAAGAGCGAACCAUCCAACACGUUGCUCCUCCUCUAAGCCCUAAAUCGGUGUCAGAACCUGAAUCCUGCUGGACAUUUGGAUGUGAACAGCUUAACAGAUUUCAAAUCGGAUUAAAAACCAAUGCUCAGCAGGGUUAUCCUCGAUGCAAACUGCAUAGAGAGGGUUUAAGCUUUUAAAAAAAGCUGCACACAAAGUUUUGUGUUGGCAGCGGCUAGGCUAACACAGUAGCACAAGAGAACAAGAGAAAGCACAUAUUUGUAAUUAUUAAUUAUUAAUCAUCAACAUCUGACCCUGUUUACAGAGCCCAUUCAGUGAGGGGAUAUACCCAUUUCAUGACGUUCAUUCGUAUUAUUACUCUUUAAAUGAAAAGCUAAACAAAAUUAUGAGAAUCGGGGUCCCGUGUGAAACGGAGCACUAAUGAAAAGCCCCUUUGCUCAACGGGACCUGCCGUUUUAAUGUGUUGCCUUAUGACUGCAGAGUCUGGUGAUUGUACAUUGCUGGACCACUCCUAUCAUUUACUGUGCUCGUGAAUCACUGGACCAGUUAGAAAUUGUUGCUUCCAUGUUUGAUGUCAUUGACGUAAACGGAAGCAGAGGUUUUUGUAGUUGUAGUUGAUAACAUUCAACACUUUGACUCAUUGUGUAUAUGAAUGCCAUUUGAGUAGUGUGAGUGUUUAACAGUGGCUGUUGUUACAACUUUUCUUAUUCUAUUUUUUUAAUAUUUGUAAGCCCCAAAUUGACCAAUUCUGCCUCGUUUUAUUCCUUAUGAUAAUAUCAAGUACAAAGUAUGAAUGUUACAAAAAAACGUUUUGUAGGCUUUCAUAGAAAUAGGGUUAAACAGCUACACCAACAUAUAAACACAUCCACCCCAAUACUCGUGCUAAGCGCUUUAAAAGAUAGAAAAGGUUUUAAAUAACGGUCAGAGUUACGGCUCAACUGUUCCAGACAUGUUCGUCGGUUGAAGGCUGUGACGGAAAUAUCUGGAAUAGUGUUGUAAUGGUUUUAUUCAAAUUUCAGGUGAACGCAAGAUUGCUGUUGAGUAGACUGAGCCGAUCUGAGUAGUCGCACAAUACACAAGAGCACAAAGUCUGGAGACUGUAGGUACAAAGGGAUGCACUGCAAUGCAAGGCGCUGAGUGUCACGUUGAGAUCAGUUAUUUAUUGCCAGUGUUUCGGUAGAUAUUAGAGAUGAACAUUCCGGUGUAAUAUGAAAAGAUUUUUUUAUUCUUUUAUUUUGGGUUUUUUGUGGCUUGUUUGGGCCAAAUAUGUCACAAGCAACAUUGUCCAAAUGUGAAUAAUGGAUUAAUUUAUUGUUGUAUCAGUUAUAUCCUGCUUAUUGAAAUGUUAUUAUUCCAACAAAGAUGCACUGUUGUAUGUCACUGGCCGUUCCAUUAAAAUAUUUUUGUUCAAAGAU